AUGUUGAGGCGAUACCGGACCUCGCUGAGGUCUCUGGGCCAGCAGAAAGGUGUUUUCGUGCUAGCCGUCGUCAUUGUCAUCGUCCUCAUGAAAACACUUCUCCCGCUCCGGUUCGGAUUGAACGCUCGCGAUAAGCGGCUGCACAGUGGAGACCGGCCGCGAUACCUUCAUCACUCAACAUUUCGAGCAGAACCUGACCAUCGCUACGAGACCAAGCUGUCCAAGGCGCUGCGCGAGCUGGAGAUAGAGGGCCAGCUCCGCGGCAAUGCGACCGCACCCCAGACGCUGUGGCAGAUCAUGCUGGGGCAAACCGCGGGCGCGCAGCAGCGAGGCGAAGAUUCCAUUCUUUUUCAGGAGAAGAAUUCUGACUGGGAAUAUAUGCUCGUGACAAGCGAAUGGGCUGACAGUUUUAUCACUGAAACUCUGGCAUCCAUUCCAGAUCUGGCUUAUCUGUACGAAAUGUACCCACACAACGUACUUCGUGCCGAUUUGCUUCGCUAUCUUAUACUAUGGUAUUAUGGUGGCUACUAUUCAGAUAUGGAUAUCUUUCCGGCGCGGUCCAUCAAGUCGUGUCCCGCGUUACGAGAUGCGGGAUUCGCUGAUACUGUAGACCCAGAUAUAUCACUAGUGGUCGGAGUGGAGAUCGAUGAGCCUUUUGCGUCACCCCAAAAGAUGCAUGAUUGGCAUUGGGUUCGAAGUUAUGGCUUUGUUCAAUACACCAUGUAUGCGCCACAGCGCUUCAGCCCACUUCUUAGGGAGAUCAUCGUCCGGGUGCUGUCACACACUAGACGUCACAUCGACCAAAGCAACUUUUUCUUAGGCGCUAGGUACAAUGAGCUGGCUACUUUAGAAAUUACCGGACCCGGGGUGUUCACAGAUGCCGUCCUGGAUGUCCUUUCUGACACUCUUCCUGCCAGCCAUCCUCUCAUCCAAGAAUCUGUGAAGGCUGACGCGGGCCUUGGAGAUAUGGUCCCUCCGUCGGGGGCUUCUCCUAUUCAGCGCGUGACAUGGGCACCUUUCUACCGGCUUAAAUUGCCUCGCUGUAUCAAAGGGUCCGAUGCAAAACUAGGAAAGCAACUGGGAGGUCUGUGCGUUCUUCCUGUGAACUCGUGGGGUAAUGGACAAAGACACAGCGAAGCGGAAGGAUUCAAUAGUCCCCAAGCCUGCGUGAACCAUCGCUUCGGAGGGACUUGGAAGCCCUGGAAACAGAGCUGGCAGAAAUACCUGUUGGGGUAA
Messenger RNA from Penicillium canescens, 1236 nucleotides. RefSeq lists its product as uncharacterized. NCBI's taxonomy places the organism in Eukaryota, Fungi, Ascomycota, Eurotiomycetes, Eurotiales, Aspergillaceae. Bases 1 to 1236 code for a protein of 411 amino acids. The record is from RefSeq and is a predicted model, not a curated record. Gene Ontology annotation, biological process: protein N-linked glycosylation. The transcript is spliced from 2 exons. Gene Ontology annotation, molecular function: alpha-1,6-mannosyltransferase activity. Gene Ontology annotation, cellular component: mannan polymerase complex.